Messenger RNA from Dryobates pubescens (Downy woodpecker), 3572 nucleotides. RefSeq lists its product as uncharacterized. Gene Ontology annotation, cellular component: extracellular matrix. Lineage: Eukaryota; Metazoa; Chordata; Aves; Piciformes; Picidae. Gene Ontology annotation, biological process: biomineral tissue development. The record is from RefSeq and is a predicted model, not a curated record. Gene Ontology annotation, molecular function: extracellular matrix protein binding. Bases 14 to 3139 code for a protein of 1041 amino acids. The transcript has 4 exons.
GAGCUGCCCGACGAUGCAAACGGCCCUGGUGUGCCUCUGCCUGCUCAGCACAGCCUUCGCCCUGCCUGUGCCCCCCCUGCUGCCUGGGACAGCUGCUGGCAACUGUGUGGGACAGCACAGGAUCCUGCUGAAAGGCUGCAAUGCCAAGCAUGGCUUCUAUGUUUUCAAGUACAUCUACUCCUUCUCCACGCGGAGGAACCAGACCCACAUAAAGGUGAGGGGGUGGCCGGGGAGGGGGGCUGGGGGGAGGCACAGCCCCCAGGCUGCCUCUGACCUCUCCCUUGUGUGUCCUGGCCAGAAGGAAGAGGCUGGCAGCCGGGAUGCCCUCCCAGGCCGUGGGCUGGGUGUGGACGGUGCCAGGCAGGGGCCGACAGAGGAGGGAGCAGCCCCGGGGCAAGAUGGCAGCACUGAAGUGAUGGAGAAGGGCACUGGCCUCAAGCCCCAAAACCACAGCAGCCCAGGGGUUGGUGGAGCUCCUCACAGCCCUCGGCCUGGCACCAUCCUGCAGGCACAGGGCGCUGCUGGCACCACGGGUCCCAGCUCGGAGGGCAGCGGCGACCAGAACCUGGUGGUUGAAGAGGAUGGAUCCGUCCUGCCCCAGGGCAGAGGCCCUGCUGAGGCUGUGGUGGGGAACAGGUCCAGCACCAGGAGCGAGGACAGAGACCGCGGUGCCUCCGGGGAGCUUCCCGGGGAGGGGGCCACGACGGCUGGGAAGGAGAGACCCUACCCCACCAGAGGGGCUGGGGACGAGGGCAGCGGUGAGGCCACGGCCCCUGGCCGAGGGCAGGAGGCUGCUGUGCAGGGCGCAAGGGCAGGGGGUGCCAAGCUGCCUUCUGUCACCGAGAAGGUGGAGGCUGUGCAGGUGGAGGGGGAGGGGGAGGGGCAGUACGCUUACAUCCCCAUCUCGGGCGGCGUCACCAUCAGCCGCGGCAAGGCGGGCAGGACCAGCUUCACCCAGUUCCCUCCAGCCGAGGACGAUGAUGAAGUCAACAUCCUCAUUGGGAAGGCCAACAUCCGUGCGGGCGAGCAGGAAAGCACCCAGCCUGGGGCCGCUCUCGGCAGCAAGGAGGAGGGCGGCAGCCGCCCCCUGCCCGGGCUGGCCGUCAGUGCAGCACCAGAGCAGGAGCGUGAGGCUGGCACCCCUGGCACCGCAGCCAGCCUGAGACACGGACACAGAGUCCCCAGCAGCCCCGGGCACAGAGUCCCCAGCAGCCCCGGGCACGGCCAUUCCACAGCGGGCACCGAGGAUGCUGCCAGCCCUGCCGGUGAGGAGGAAGGACCAGCGGCCCCCAGCCCCUGGAGCCUGCCUGCUGGCCAGGUCACUGUGCCCGUGGGGAGUGGCAAGCCUGGGGAUGGUGAUGAUGAGGCUGGAGGCGAGGGGCAGGGAGUCAAGGGGAGGCUGGGUGGCCUGGCUGUCACCAUGCCCCGUCAGAGGGGUGACGACGAGACCCCUGCCACCGUCCCGGCCAAGGUGGGCAGCAUCCACCCCAGCACCACCGCAGCUGACCCCCAGGCGACUGAGGAGGACUGCACCACCUCCCUGGGCACGGCCGGGGGUACCGGCGGCACCACCAACCCAGCGAUGCCACGGAGCACCGUGGCGGGGAGCAGGGGGAGCGGGGAGGUGAGGUUGGCUACCCCCAAACCCCGCAGGGAGGGCUGGCCCGGGGCAGGGCUGAAGGGCCCAGUGCAGGGCGUGGGGCUGGGCACCACCCCCAGGGCAGGCAAGGUACCCAGCAGAGCCCAGGCGAGGGCUGGCGGCAGUGCCGGCGGCAGUGCCACCGAGGCGGGGAGCAGCUCCCUUCCGAGGGCAGGGCAAGCAGGGGGCAGUGCCACCGAGAAGGGGGGCAGCUCUCUCCCACGGGCAGGGCAAGCAGGGGGCAGUGCCACCGAGAAGGGAGGCAGCUCCCUUCCGAGGGCAGGGCAAGCCGGGGGCAGUGCCACCGAGGCGGGGGGCAGCUCUCUCCCACAGGCAGGGCAAGCAGGGGGCAGUGCCACCGAGAAGGGGAGCAGCUCCCUUCCGAGGGCAGGGCAAGCCGGGAGCAGCACCACCGAGGCAGGGGGCAGCUCUCUCCCACAGGCAGGGCAAGCCGGGAGCAGCACCACCGAGGCAGGGGGCAGCUCUCUCCCACGGGCAGGGCAAGCAGGGGGCAGUGCCACCGAGAAGGGAGGCAGCUCUCUCCCACGGGCAGGGCAAGCAGGGGGCAGUGCCACCGAGGCGGGGGGCAGCUCUCUCCCACAGGCAGGGCAAGCAGGGGGCAGUGCCACCGAGAAGGGGGGCAGCUCUCUCCCACAGGCAGGGCAAGCAGGGGGCAGUGCCACCGAGAAGGGGAGCAGCUCCCUUCCGAGGGCAGGGCAAGCCGGGGGCAGUGCCACCGAAGCAGGGGGCAGCUCUCUCCCACAGGCAGGGCAAGCCGGGGGCAGUGCCACCGAGAAGGGGAGCAGCUCCCUUCCGAGGGCAGGGCAAGCAGGGGGCAGUGCCACCGAGAAGGGGAGCAGCUCCCUUCCGAGGGCAGGGCAAGCAGGGGGCAGUGCCACCGAGGCGGGGGGCAGCUCUCUCCCACAGGCAGGGCAAGCCGGGGGCAGUGCCACCGAGGCGGGGGGCAGCUCUCUCCCACAGGCAGGGCAAGCAGGGGGCAGUGCCACCGAGAAGGGGGGCAGCUCUCUCCCACAGGCAGGGCAAGCCGGGGGCAGUGCCACCGAGAAGGGGGGCAGCUCUCUCCCACGGGCAGGGCAAGCAGGGGGCAGCGCGGCAGCGGGCAAAGGGCAGGAGCGAGGGCAAGGCGGCGAGGCCAGGGGGGCAGCAGCGGGGGCCGGGGCCGGGAGCCUGCCCGGGCGCCACGGCAGGAAGCAGGGGACAGGGGCUCCGGGCAGCUUCUCGGCGCCGAGCCGCAACAGGCAUCUGGAGCACCUGAGGAGGGCUGCCGAGCUGCACGUCCGCCAGCGGGCAUUCUACAGCAUGGGCACCGACGAGGCGGGCCCCCACGCCCCCCACAGCAGCCUGGCCAGCGCCGACAGCAGCCGCUCCUCCGAGGGCGAUCCGGGCAGCCGCAGCGACAGCCAGCAGGCAGAGCAGCAGCCCUCGGCCUGGGGAGCCCCUGCGGACCCCUACGGCCGCUGGAUCCAGGGGAGCCUCUGAAGGGCUGCCAGCCACCACCCCCGGAGCUGGUUCUAGUGGUGGAGCCGAAGGGGGAAGCAACCCGCAGGGCAUCACCCCCCGCGCCCCCACCCCAGCGACCCUGCCGCUGGCACUGCUCUUGCCUGGGGGAGAGCUGCUGUGCCUGCUGCUGCUGGGGUGGGGGGGAUGCACGAUGCUUGGCAGCCCGGGAGCCAAAGAUCACCGGUGCCAAGGGUGCCACCGGUGCCACUGUUUGCUGUCAACCGGAGGAGGGCUGCGGCCAUCGCUGCAGCGGCAGCAGCGGCCCCCGGGGGCGGCUGCGCUCCGCGGGCAGGCAGCAGCCGUGGGCAGGGUCGCGUUGCUCCUGCCCUGCCGUGGAGGCGGCGCUGGGGAGAAGCCUCUGUCCCUCCCCCCACCUUUGUCCCAGCCUGAUGGAGCAAUAAAGGCAUUCCUG